AACUCCCGCCCCGACAGUCCCCGCGGCCCCGGCACUCCCCCUCGCACGGUGCGGGCCACGAACGAGCCAGGCGGGGUCCGUGUGAACUGUAGCUUAGCAACACCCCCCGCCUCCUCUCCGCCGUGCCGAGGGUCUGAUGUGUCCCGCUGGCUCACCCCGCGGUUCCCGAGGCCGGCUCGCCCCGCUCCCCGCCAGAGGGUGGCAGAGGCACGGGCACAGCCGCAGGGGAACACCUGGAUUCCUGUGACUUGCCCUGAAUGUUGCCACUAAAUUACGAUUUUAUACCAGACAUCCCUUUGCUAAAACGAGAAACAUUAAGACAACAAGUUUUUUGUACCCCCGACAACCUCAGAUCUGUGUCACUCCAUCCAACACCCCAAACAUGCUUCGCCAACAUUUGGCGGUGGUGACCACUGGGCUAUAUUUCAGCAUGCCGCGGCAGCUACGCAGAUGUCUAAACCAAACCCUUCUCAAAAAGAUGGCACGUCAGGGGCUGGGAGGAAUCCGCAAUGAGAUGGGAGGAGGAGAAACAGCCCGAUGGAGCCACAGAAUUCCAUCCCGUGAGGGGGGUGCUGGGCAGCGCAAUGAGCAGCAGGGACAUGUCCUUCUUGAAGGACUCAAGGGAAGAGCAAAAACUAACAAGCCCGUUUUUUGAAGGAAAUCGGCCAACUGACAGAAUUAAGUAGUCAGGGCGAUUGCUUUGUCGAGUAUAAUUACUGUCUAGGAACCAGACGUGUAACAAAAACACCGAGGGCACAAAGACUAACUUUUAAACAUAGCUUUACAGGUAUUAGUGGCCCUAGCUAACAUGACCUUUUUCCAUCUAUUCAGGCUAUCAUUUUUAAGGUGUUUUCAACCAAUCAGGCAAAACAUUUGCUCAGUGCCGAACGCGAGAAAUAAUAAUACGACUCUAGCCGUCUUUAUAAACGUAAACAAACAGUCAUAGGAAAUCGUGGCAGGAUUGCAGUACAAAAAGUCAAUGAGAGAUCACGCAAAGAACUCCUAAGCCAUCAGUCACUGCGAGACGCGACCCGGCCUGGUCUUUGCCCGGCAGGCACAUAGCACGGGCUCUUACUCCUUCCCUUCUGGCUUUCCAGAAGCGCGUGUGUCUGGAGCAAACAGCCAUGGUUUACCAUGAAUAUUUACAUCCUCGUAGAAUCUGAAGCCCGCCAAGGGAAGGAGCCAGACAAUGAAGGCCAGCGAGCUUUCCGUGGCACGCUGGAAAUACGACUCGUUCCGUUCCCCCGAGCUGCCCGGCGGCGCCUCCCGCCCCUGCGCGCCCCGCUCAGCACCGCGGACAGCGCCCGGCCCCGCGGGGGGAGCGGCACGGCCGGGGCUCAGGGAACAGCCCCGCACGGCCCCGGGCGGGUGCGCAGCCCCCUCGCUCCCUCCCGGCCGGGCAGGAACGUGCCGACAGUGAAGCCCCCGAGCUCGGCCCCGCUCCUGCCCCGCGGCCCCUCUGGGUGUCGCUGUGUCUCAAGCCCAGACGCUGCACCGAGCCCUGCGCGGAGCCCGCCCGCCGCCGCUGAGGCUGCUCCGAGCCUGGACUGGCCGCUCUCUGUUCGUCCCAGCCCCGCCGGCUACAGGGGGAAAGCAGCCGACCCUGGGGCUCCGCGGGUCCCUGCCUCGCUCAUCUACAGCGUGGCUGUACAGGACGCAUGGAAACGCUUGGUAACUCUCGUUUACAAGGGACCUCUUUGAAAAUCCGACCGAAACUCGAAACACUCCAGCUCCGGAAGCUUCAUUCAGAACUCCAACUGAAACCUUUGAAACACCCUUGCCAGGUGCACACGCCCAGACGAGGCCACUCAGAGAGUCCCUUCCCUGAGGCUCGAAUGCACUCUAGGCACAGAAUCUCUUCGCAGGCUGGAGACCCCAGAAGACUUGGCUUUCGCUUUGAACCCAGAUGUUUACUGCAGAUGUGAAACACAGGAAAAACCCCUGACGCAUAGUAUCAGCAAGGCAGUAACAUGCAGAUCUAUAACUCCCUUAGCUGAAGCUUGUAAGCAGCACAUCAGUUAGAACUCACCUAAAAAGCCAGACUAUGAGGUAUCUCUUAAGUUCACCUCCAUCGACAAACUGGACGUGCUAAAAUAUGAAUCUUGAGUACCCUGAGUGGGCACAGGAAUGAAAAUGAUGCAAUAAAUAUCUUCAGCAACAAAGAUCAGUCAAUGAUUAUGCAGUGUUUAUAACUGUGGACAUAUAAACAAUGACUGCAAAGCAGAAGAAAAUUGUUUAUUAUUUGUAUUGCAGCCUGUCAUUUUCAAAUGAAAAGUCAUCCUGUUCAGAGCUGCAUCCAGUAUUUUAAGAGACAUGAGCUCCUACUUCCUACACUGUAAGGAGUUCACAAUGUAACUAUAUGCCAAGGGAAAAUCAAAUAGAGAAAACUGCAGUGUGCCAUAAUCUUUCUUGUUUCUUCGUAUUCUGAACUAUAGUCAUGUUAUUUAUGCAUUUAUCUGCAGACAGGGCAGUAAAUUUGCCUUCUGGUGACUAU
Pseudopipra pipra is the source of this 2494-nucleotide messenger RNA. Its product is annotated as cuticle collagen 13-like. The transcript is spliced from 2 exons. Bases 1135 to 1701 code for a protein of 188 amino acids. The record is from RefSeq and is a predicted model, not a curated record. Lineage: Eukaryota; Metazoa; Chordata; Aves; Passeriformes; Pipridae.